Knipowitschia caucasica is the source of this 552-nucleotide messenger RNA. The record is from the annotation of a GenBank genome assembly. NCBI's taxonomy places the organism in Eukaryota, Metazoa, Chordata, Actinopteri, Gobiiformes, Gobiidae.
AUGGCCUUGUCUCACCCUCACAACAACCUGGGAAUGGGCUUCAAUAAGUACACGUCCCUCAAAGCUCUGGAUACAACUACAAGAGAUUACUACAAAAGUUAUCCAAUGCUAGAGUAUGGUCAUCGCCAGUCCCCACCAACAUUUCAGCCAGUCAACUUCCACCCCAAGGACAAGCCCUUCCUACCACCCCCUGACAUCCAUGUACCUCUUGCCAUCACCAUCAAUGCCUCGCAGAUCCCCAAGCCCAAGAUUGCCAAGACCAACACCCAUCCGCUCACCACUAGCUCUGCAUUCAAAGCCUGGGACCCCAGCAAGAGUCAUAUCCAGCACAGCCACAUGGGCCUGCAGGGCCCUCUGCACCACCCCCUGCCUCCACAGCACCAGGUCCUGCACCCACAGAACAGACGUCACAUUUACUCCAACAAGAGGCAGUUUAGCAUCGAGACCCUCCCAGAGCUCUUCUCACAGCCGCUGGGCUAUGGUCAUUCUCCACUCAUGCACCCCAAGCACAAAGGACUGCCCACCAACAGCAAGACGGAGGUCACUGUGUAA